Macadamia integrifolia is the source of this 1189-nucleotide messenger RNA. RefSeq names its product probable 2-oxoglutarate-dependent dioxygenase AOP1. Lineage: Eukaryota; Viridiplantae; Streptophyta; Magnoliopsida; Proteales; Proteaceae. The record is from RefSeq and is a predicted model, not a curated record. The transcript is spliced from 3 exons. The coding region runs from base 68 to 1024 and encodes 318 amino acids. Gene Ontology annotation, molecular function: dioxygenase activity.
AGCUAUUCCUUUUUCCGACUUACAGAGAUAGAGCUAAGGAACUAAAAGAAAGCUAGAGGGAGGAGAGAUGAGUUUUGAUUCUUGUAAAGAAGAAGUUCAGAUUCCAUAUAUUGAUCUUCCAAAGGAGCUGGUGGAAUCGAAGCAAGGGAAUGAAGAAUGGAAGGAAUUGUGUAGAAAAAUGAGAGAAGCAGGAGAAGAGUACGGUUGCUUUAUGGUGGUAGGGUAUGAUGGGGUCCCUACAGAACUACGUGAAGAGAUGUUCAUGGCCAUGAAGGAUUUGUUUGAUCUUCCUAUUGAGACUAAGAAGAAGAACUCAAAUCCCCAACAAUACCGUGGGUACAUUGGGAAUUCAGAAUUGGUUCCUCUGUAUGAGGGUCUAGGCAUUGAUAACGCACCCUGCCCCGACGCAGCUCAGGCUUUUACACAACUCAUGUGGCCCCAUGGCAAUCCGGCUUUCUGCCGAAUCAUGAACAGCAUGAGCAGAAAGAUGCAUGAGUUGGAACUACUGCUCCGGAGAAUGAUAUUAGAAAGCUACGGAAUGCCAACAUACUUCGAUGCGCUUGCAGAGGUCACCCACCCUAUCUUUCGUAUGAUCAAAUAUAAGUCUCCACCGGCUAGCGACGAAGCGGGGCUUGGCCUGGUAGCCCACACCGAUAAGAGCUUCCUAACAAUUUUGUGCCAAGACCAAGUGAAGGGCUUCGAGUUACUCACCAAACAAGGCCAUUGGCUCCAAUUCUCACCCGUUCAAGGCUCUUUCCUUGUAGUUGUUGGCGAGAUGUUCAAGGUGUGGAGCAAUGGGAGACUUCAUGCAGCGGAGCAUAGAGUGGUGAUGAGGGGAGACAAAGAGAGGUAUACGUUAGCAUUGUUUGGAUCACCAAAGGAUGAGGAAGUGAUUGAGGUGGCCAAUGAGAUGGUGGACGAGGACCACCCUCUUCUCUACCGACCCUUCAAGUACAUGGAAUUCGUCAACUAUUUCAACUCCAACAUCAGCAGAAACGCACUCGAGGUCUAUGCUGGCAUUUGAUCCCAUCUCUCUCUCAUGGAUUAUGAUAAAAAUAAGUAACAUCUAUCUAGUAAAAGUAUCUUUUGUGUGAUCUCUCUCUCUCUCUCUCUCUCUCUAAUGAGUAUAUGAAGCUAAGUUGUCAAAAAAUGCUUUUUAUUUUUUUGCAAAAGUGUUUCAUAUUUGGUG